This is a messenger RNA of Penicillium verhagenii, 2397 nucleotides long. It is a transcript of the gene pabA, whose product is annotated as aminodeoxychorismate synthase pabA. The transcript has a single exon. The record is from RefSeq and is a predicted model, not a curated record. NCBI's taxonomy places the organism in Eukaryota, Fungi, Ascomycota, Eurotiomycetes, Eurotiales, Aspergillaceae. The coding region runs from base 1 to 2397 and encodes 798 amino acids. Gene Ontology annotation, biological process: L-tryptophan biosynthetic process.
AUGGCACCCCUACUAGGCGAUUGGGAGAGGUCAGCCCUGUCAGCCUCUCCAAAUGGACCAACUAAAAGCGUCUUAUAUGUCGAUGCAUACGACUCAUUCUCAUACAAUGUGGUUGCAAUGCUUGAAGAGACGUUGGCUGUGAAAGUCACUGUGAUGACCAUUGACUCCGACUGGCCCGAUGGCAAUAUGCACGAGUUUCUUCGCCAUUAUGAGGCCAUCGUGCUUGGCCCUGGACCGGGGAAUCCCAAUUUACCUAAAGAUGUCGGUAUCAUGAGAGAUAUCUGGAACCUCCAGGAAGCCGAGGUGCUUCCGAUCUUCGGCAUCUGUCUCGGCUUCCAGAGUCUAUGCUUGCACCAUGGAGUUCCGAUUGAACGCUUGCCGUAUCCACUGCAUGGUCAGGUGCAUCAUAUCUCAACAAGCUCUAAUGAUAUAUUCCACCAUCUUUCUGACAUUGAGGUGACCUUGUAUCACUCUCUUUAUGCCAAUCUCGACGCCGUGCAUGCUUCUCGUGCUUCUUCUGUGAAUGAUUUGGACUUUUUGGCCUGGUUUACCCUUGAAAAUGACUCGACCCAGGGUAAAAGAAUACCAAUGGCAGUUCGCCAUCGACAGAAGCCUUUUUGGGGAGUUCAAUUUCACCCCGAAUCAUGCAAAUCAGAAAAGGAAGCCUGCAAACAACUGCUCCAAAACUGGUGGGCAUUGGCUCUCAAAUUCAACAAAGUGAUUGGUCGUGAAGCAUACAGUGCUUUGCCUGAGACUAUCAUUACUCCUCAAGAUGAAACGUGCACAUUUCCAGAUGUUGCAUACGAUAUGUUGAGAUGGAGCUCGUCAACGUCACCUGUCUCGGCACAUCGGUCUCUUGAGCGAGGAGACUGGACCGCAGAGACCAUCAGUGAAGUCUUCAACAAGCCAGGCUCUCCGACAGUGGUCUUCCAAUCCGAUAAUCGAUAUAGCAUUGUCUCGAUCCCUAGUCCCGGUUCCUGGCGACUGGAGUACAGUGUGGAGCUGCAAAAGUUGACUUUAUAUCAAGUACAUGGCAACUACCAAGUACUUGAGAAGAGUCUAACCGUUAUUCAGCUUUGGGAUGCUCUCCGAUACUUGAUGGAUAUGAAGAAGGUCAGCUCCGGCAGUAUCCAUAGUCCCUUCUGGGGUGGAUUCUUGGGUUACUUUUCUUAUGAACUUGGCCUCUCCUGCCUUCCUCACCCCAAGGAAUCUGCCCAAACAUCUACGCCUUGCAAUUCUUCAUCAACUGGCUCCAAUGUGGAUGAUCCUCCAGACGUCAGUUUGUUGUGGUGUGAAAGAAGUAUUGUCGUUGACAAUGAGACUGGCAACAUUGUCGUACAAUCUACCCGCACCUCGGAUGACUCAACGAGUAGUUGGCUUGACGAGGCAGUUCAAUUACUCAAGGGCCAGUCUCAAAGCCAGGAUAAUACUGAAGAAUCCGACCUCGAGUUUCUAGAUUCCAUCCUCCAUCAUGGUGUCAUUUCAUUCCCCGAUGAGACUGAUUACAAAAAGCGAAUCGCAGCUUGCAAUGCCGAAUUAGAGGCCGGCGAAUCUUAUGAGCUUUGCCUCACGGCUGAGACAUCAAUCACUCUGCCAGUUCCAGCAUCAGAAUCCGACCGCGUCGUGUUCCCCUGGAAACUAUAUAGACGACUGAAGAAGUACAAUCCUGCUCGGUACAGCGGGUUCGCAAAUCUUGGCCCAGUCAAGAUAGUCAGCAGCAGCCCAGAAUGUUUCCUUGACUGGGAUCGCGUGUCUACUCUCGAGAUGAAACCCAUGAAAGGCACGGUUCGAAAGACCCCCGACAUGACACUCGCCAAGGCGAAAGAAAUCCUAUCAUCAACAAAGGAAAUGGCCGAGAACCUCAUGAUUGCCGAUUUGAUUCGUCAUGAUCUAUAUGGUAUUUGUGGGUCUGGUGGUGUGCAUGUUGAGAAAUUGCUUGAAGUGGAGGAUUAUGGUCACGUCUACUCCAUGAUCACACAUGUCAAGGGCGAAGUUCGUCCCGAUCAACCCGGGUAUUCAGUCCGCCACAUCCCGCAACUGAAGUCUUCCAAUAUGGCCGUUCAUGGUCUUACCACUUUGCAGCGCUGCUUGCCCCCGGGCUCCAUGACCGGUGCGCCCAAGGAACGCUCCUGCAUGCACCUUAAAACGAUUGAAGGACGCAGACGUGGGAUUUACUCUGGCGUCAUGGGCUACCUUGAUCUCGGGGGUGGUGGAAGCUUUGCGGUCAUGAUUCGAACGGCCUUUACUUGCUCUUCUGAUCAAGAUAAAGAGCAAAUCUGGCGAAUCGGUGCCGGUGGUGCCAUCACGACCCUCAGCACACCCGAGGGUGAAUGGCAGGAAAUGCUGACCAAGUUGCGUACCGUCGGCAAUAUUUUUGCUCCAUUCGAUGCCCGUUGA